Messenger RNA from Syngnathus typhle (broad-nosed pipefish), 1841 nucleotides. Its product is annotated as hyaluronidase-1-like. Bases 16 to 1707 code for a protein of 563 amino acids. Gene Ontology annotation, cellular component: acrosomal vesicle. Lineage: Eukaryota; Metazoa; Chordata; Actinopteri; Syngnathiformes; Syngnathidae. The transcript has 6 exons. Gene Ontology annotation, molecular function: hyalurononglucosaminidase activity. Gene Ontology annotation, biological process: carbohydrate metabolic process; hyaluronan catabolic process. The record is from RefSeq and is a predicted model, not a curated record.
GACAUCACAAAGGUGAUGAAGUUGAAAGCGCACCAUUGUGCUCAACUGCUUGCAUCCGGACGGAGGGAAGGACAGCCAAGCUGUCGACGGUCGCGAUUGUGUCGCUCGCUGGCAAGAAGGAAGCUCCGUCAUCCGAGAGGUGAGCCAAGCCGCCCAGUUUCCCAACCUGCUCGACGAGUCCGGACUUACGCCACACCGUCAUUUCCUCAUCUUCAUCAGGAAGGUGAGAGAGGAAGCUCAUCUGGGCUUUGGACGACAUCCAGCCAAGCCAGCCAAGCCAGCCAAGCGUGCCCGAGGACAAUUUGCCAGCUCCUGAGAGUCCAAACGGCGGCAGGCAGCUUGACGAUGGCCCCGAACGCGGCCCACCUGCUCACCGCUUUGGUGCUGCUGGGUUCCGGGCGGGCCUCGGAGUCGCCGCCGCCGCCGCGGACGUCGCCGCCCAUCGAGUGGGACCGCCCGUUCCUGUUGGCGUGGAACGCGCCCACCGAGUUGUGCGAGAGUCGCUUCGGCCUCCCGCUGGACCUGUCGCACUUCCACCUGGUGAGCAGCACGCUGAGGUCGGCCACCAACCAGAGCGUCUCCAUCUUCUACACGGACCGCUUCGGGAUCGUCCCCUACGUGGACCAAGACACGGGUGAGUUUGUGGACAAGGGCCUGCCCCAGCUGGUGGACCUCCGGGAUCACCGCGAGCUGGCCGAGGACGACGUCGAGUUCUACAUCCCCGCCGACCGGCCGGGCCUGGCCGUGCUGGACCUGGAGGAGUGGCGCCCGCAGUGGGUCCGCAACUGGGGCAGCAAAGACGUCUACCGGCAGCUCUCGGUCCAGAGGGUGAGGGAAAAGAACGGCGGCAGCUUGUCGGAGCAGCAGGCGGAGGCGCGAGCCAAGGCGGUGUUUGAGGACGCCGCCAAGCGCUACUUCCUGCGCUCGCUGCUGCUCGGGAAGCAGUUGAGACCCAAACGCCUGUGGGGCUACUACCUCUACCCCGACUGCUACAACUACAACUACAAGCAGGACCUGGCGACUUUCACCGGCGAGUGUCCCGACAUCGAGAUGCAGCGCAACGACGAGCUCUGGUGGCUGUGGCGCCACUCCACCGCCCUCUACCCCUCCAUCUACCUGGAGGCGGCGCUGCGGGACUCGGCGCAAGCGCGCAGCUUUGUGCGCCACCGCCUGCUGGAAGCCGCCAGGGUGGCGGCGCUGAACCACGCCUCCUACGCCAUCCCCGUCUACGCCUACGUCCGCCCCGUUUACAAGGACAGCGCGGAUCAGUACAUGUCGGAGAGGGAUCUGGUCAGCACCAUCGGCGAAGCGGCCGCCCUGGGUGCCGCCGGCGUGGUUUCCUGGGGGGACAUGGACGUGGUCAAAAGCGAGGACUCGUGUUUCAACGCCCGGCGCCACCUGGACCACGUGAUGAACCCGUACAUCCUCAACGUCACCACGGCGACCAGGAUGUGCAGCGCGGCGCUGUGCCAGGGCCGCGGCCGCUGCGUUCGCAAGCGGUGGGACGACGACGUCUACCUGCACCUGGACCCGCGCCGCUUCCGCAUCUGGCGGCGCCGCCGCGCCGGCCCGCUGGUGGUGAGCGGCAGCCUGUCCCAGGAGGACGUGGAGCAAUUUGAGCGCCAUUUUGACUGCACGUGCUACGAUGAGCAGCCGUGCCGCUCGGCCACCACCCUCAACGUCCUCCAUGACGACGGCCACAACUGAGAGCACGCACGCAUGCUGCCACCUACAUUUGAUUGUAUUUAAUUCCAAGCGUACUCGCUGUUCAAACUUGAAUGAUACUCCCAAAAUGUCGACUUUUCCAAAUUCACUGUGGCUAAUAAAGUUAGUCCCAUCUU